CCUUAAAAGAAAAUGGAAUUUAAAAUUUGAGGGAUUUCCUAAAUCUAUUAAAAGUAGUUGGUAAUUUUCAUAAUUUGUUUAAAAGUUUAACGUAAAACAUAACUCAUGAUUGAAUGAAUAGUCACAAAAUUCGUUAUACUUUUUAUUACUUGUAUGAUUUUAGAAACGGCAAAGCAAGGUUAUUUUUUUUGUUUAAGAAAAUUUACUGAUGCAUGCCAUUUCAAUUUACUUGAACAGGUGACCAUGAAUAUAAGCUUUCAUUACGUUAUCAGAUUUUAAGAUUAAAUACAUUCAACGUGUUUUGUUUGUGUUGUACUACAAAAAUUGGAAGAUGUCUCAAAGUGCACCUCUUGUAUUACGUUUACUGGCUGCUUCAGUUCCUGCUGCUGCAAGAGCAGGCAAAAUUAUAAAAGAUGUAAUGAGCGGAGGUGAACUUGCGAUUGUGCAAAAGAAUAAAAGAAAUUUGUUUGCAAAACUGUUAAUUUCACCUCUUUCUUCGUCGUAUUUCCAGAAUAUAUUUAAAGGUUUAGGAAGGAAUGAUCUUCAAACUGAAGCAGACCGCUCUGCUCAGCGUUGCAUAAUUGCUUCUUUAUCACAACAAUUUCCAGAUGUCACUAUAAUAGGGGAAGAAGGGCCCAGUAAUCCUAGUGAUGAGGUACCUAGCGAUUGGGUUGUAACUGAAAGUGAACAAGAUAUACUUUGCAAACAAUGUCCAUCAGAAUAUAUUUCCACAACAGCUGAAGAUAUAGUAGUUUGGGUGGAUCCACUUGAUGGAACUUCUGAAUAUACUCAGGGUCUUCUAGAUCAUGUGACUGUACUUAUCGGAAUAGCUGUUAACGGUAGAGCAGUUGGAGGAGUAAUCCAUCAACCUUACCACAAUUAUCAGACCAAGAAAGAUGUGCCAGGUCGAACAUUAUGGGGACUUGUUGGACUAGGAACUGGUGGAUUUGAGGUAGUAGAUCCCCCUUCUGACAAAUUCAUUAUAACAACGACCAGAUCGCAUUCGGAUGGUAUAGUUGUUAAAGCCUUGGAAGCAUUAAAACCUGAUGAAAUUUUGAGAGUCGGUGGAGCUGGACAUAAAGUAUUACUUCUACUGGAAGGAAGAGCCCAUGCAUAUGUUUUUGCUAGUAAAGGUUGUAAAAAAUGGGACACUUGUGCACCUGAGGCAGUACUUGAAGCUCUUGGAGGAACACUUACUGAUAUUCAUGGAAAUCAUUAUAGUUAUGCUAAAGAUGUGCAGUACCCCGAUGCCCAAGGAAUCUUCGCUACUGCAAAAGGUGUAGACCACAAGUCUUUGGUAUCAAAAAUUCCACAAGAACUCCGAGAUGCAUUUCCAAAUUAACUGAAUUAUUAUUAUUACUUAUUUUAUUUUGAUAAAAUACAAUUUAAAUUAAAGUUUAAUUUAGUUCCCUA
Molecule: messenger RNA, 1413 nt
Organism: Anoplophora glabripennis (Asian longhorned beetle)
Lineage: Eukaryota; Metazoa; Arthropoda; Insecta; Coleoptera; Cerambycidae
Product: 3'(2'),5'-bisphosphate nucleotidase 1
Exons: 6
Coding region: 332-1342 (336 amino acids)
Biological process (GO): phosphatidylinositol phosphate biosynthetic process
Molecular function (GO): 3'(2'),5'-bisphosphate nucleotidase activity
Source: RefSeq, a predicted model, not a curated record